AUGGCGGUAGUGGAAGACUGGUUUGUAUUUGUUGAAGAAGAACGACAAUACAACCCUGGAACCACAGUACAACCCUGGAACCACAGUACAGCCCUGGAACCACAGUACAGCCCUGGAGCCACAGUACAACCCUGGAGCCACAGUACAACCUGGAGCCACAGUACAGCCCUAGAGCCACAGUACAACCCUGGAGCAACAGUACAGCCCUGGAGCCACAGUACAGCCCUGGAGCCACAGUACAACCUAGAGCCACAGUACAACCAUGGAGCCACAGUACAACCCUGGAGCCACAGUACAGCCCUGGAGCCACAGUACAACCCAGGAGCCACAGUACAACCCUGGAGCCACAGUACAACCCUGGAGCCACAGUACAACCUGGAGCCACAGUACAGCCCUGGAGCCACAGUACAACCCUGGAGCCACAGUACAGCCCUGGAGCCACAGUACAGCCCUGGAGCCACAGUACAACCUAGAGCCACAGUACAACCAUGGAGCCACAGUACAACCCUGGAGCCACAGUACAGCCCUGGAGCCACAGUACAACCCAGGAGCCACAGUACAACCCUGGAGCCACAGUACAACCUGGAGCCACAGUACAGCCCUGGAGCCACAGUACAACCCUGGAGCCACAGUACAGCCCUGGAGCCACAGUACAACCCUAGAGCCACAGUACAGCCCUGGAGCCACAGUACAACCAUGGAGCCACAGUACAACCAUGGAGCCACAGUACAGCCCUGGAGCCUCGGUACAACCCUGGAGCCUCGGUACAACCCUGGAGCCACAGUACAGCCCUAG
This is a messenger RNA of Haliotis rufescens (red abalone), 795 nucleotides long. RefSeq names its product extensin-2-like. The record is from RefSeq and is a predicted model, not a curated record. The transcript is spliced from 2 exons. NCBI's taxonomy places the organism in Eukaryota, Metazoa, Mollusca, Gastropoda, Lepetellida, Haliotidae. The coding region runs from base 1 to 795 and encodes 264 amino acids.